Gongylonema pulchrum is the source of this 294-nucleotide messenger RNA. Lineage: Eukaryota; Metazoa; Nematoda; Chromadorea; Rhabditida; Gongylonematidae. The record is from the annotation of a GenBank genome assembly.
AUGUUACAGACUUUGACGAUCGAGAGUACGGUGCUGUGGAGCGUGCUUGCGGCACUAUGCUGCACCGCAACAGCUUGCUUCAUCUUCAUCCCGAACGCAGUGAGCAUUGGUUGCGCUGUGUAUUCCGUCUUCAGUAUCAGUAUUGGCAUAUUCGGCAUUCUGUCGCAUUUGGGCGUCGAUUUGGAUCCCAUCUCAAUGGCCGCCCUUCUCAUGGCCAUUGGCUUUUCUGUCGACUUCACUGCACACAUCAGCUAUCACUACUACAAAACUACGGCCAAGGUGGUGAAGCGUUGA